AUGGCCGAGAACGGGGGGCCUUCUACAUCUAUUCUCACAAUCAAUGGCGAAUUGCCUCGCCGUCCACCAAUGGACUUACCUAUGCAGAAAUUCAGGCUCUACGAAACGCGAUCGAAAUUUUACAUGAUAGGUAGGGACAAGGGUAGGACUUGUUGGAGAGUCCUGAAGAUUGACAGAUUAGAUCCUUCUGAGCUCAGCAUACGUGAAGGUUCGACUACUUAUACAGAGAGUGAAUGUUCUGAUUUGUUGAGGCGGAUAAAUGAAGGAAACAAGGCCACUGGCGGUUUAAAAUUUCUUACCAUUUGUUAUGGGAUAGUUGGGUUUGUGAAGUUUCUGGGUCCAUAUUACAUGUUGCUAAUCACAAAAAGAAGAAAACUUGGUUCAAUAUGCGGUCAUAAUGUAUAUGCUGUCUCUAAGUGUGAGAUGAUUCCAAUACAAAAUUCUUCUGCACAGGUUGAUACUGUUGAUUCUAAGAACGAGAGCAGAUACAAGAAGCUCCUAUGCAUGGUGGACCUCACAAAGGACUUUUAUUUUAGCUACUCAUACCAUGUUAUGCGUAGUCUUCAAAGGAAUUUGUGUGAGAAAGCGAAAGGCCAAGUCCUUUAUGAGACAAUGUUUGUCUGGAACGAGUUCCUUACUCGUGGAAUUCGAAAUCACCUUCAUAAUACACAGUGGACUGUUGCAUUAGUAUAUGGGUUCUUCAAGCAGGAGUCGCUCUCUGUUGCUGGCCGCGACUUCAAACUUACCCUCAUUGCAAGACGUUCACGUCAUUAUGCCGGCACCAGGUAUUUAAAACGCGGUGUUAACGAGAAGGGAAGAGUUGCUAACGAUGUUGAGACAGAGCAAAUAGUUUGUGAGGAUGUACCCGAAGGGCUUCCAGUGCAAAUAAGUUCUGUUGUGCAGAACCGUGGCUCUAUUCCAUUAUUUUGGUCGCAAGAAACCUCCCGUCUGAAUAUCAAGCCAGAUAUCAUAUUGUCGAGGAAGGACCAAAACUAUGAAGCAACCAGACUUCACUUUGAAAAUCUCUCCAAGAGAUAUGGAAAUCCAAUUAUCAUACUGAACUUGAUUAAAACACGGGAAAAGAGGCCGCGAGAAUCAAUUCUUCGUACAGAGUUUGCUAAUGCUAUUAGUUAUAUCAAUAAAGAUUUAUCAGAAGAGAACCGCCUACGGUUCCUUCACUGGGACCUGCACAAACAUGCUCGGAGCAAAGCAACCAACGCUCUAUUACUUCUAGGGAAAGUGGCUGCAUAUGCGCUGACCUUAACAGGUUUCUUUUACUGUCAUGUAACACCCACUUCGGAACCUGAAGGCGGCCUUGGUUUCUCAUCAUCCGAGAAGGCUGAAAAAGGAGCUAUGUUUCCGCAGAAACAUUUUGAUAAUGGUCACGAGGAUACCAAUAACUUAGAGAGAAAGUUAAGUGGAGUUGGUAAUGUUGCUAACGGCAAUCAUUCUGCAAAGCAACUGAUGUUCCAGAAUGGAGUCUUGAGGACCAAUUGUAUAGAUUGUCUCGAUAGAACAAACGUUGCACAGUUUGCAUAUGGCUUGGCUGCUCUUGGAUCCCAGCUUCACACUUUAGGAGUAUUAGAUUCUUCCAAGAUAGAUCUUGAUGCACCUUUGGCUGAUCAUUUGAUGGGAUUUUAUGAAAAUAUGGGUGAUACACUUGCCCAUCAAUAUGGAGGCUCAGCUGCUCACAACAAGAUAUUUUCGGAGAGACGGGGUCAGUGGAAAGCAGCAACCCAGUCUCAGGAAUUCUUCCGAACUCUUCAAAGAUACUACAGCAACGCAUACAUGGAUGCACAGAAACAGGAUGCUAUUAACGUAUUCUUGGGUCACUUCCAGCCACAUCAUGGGAAACCUGCACUGUGGGAGUUGGAUUCAGACCAACACUUGAACUUAGGAAGUAAUGGCCAUGACAUUGAUACCAGGUCAUUUUUCAAAAGGUCAUUGUCAGAUGGAAACAUUCUUCGCCACAGUUGUUCCCCAGUAUCUGCUCCAAAUCUUGACCGAAAUAACUUUUCGAGAACAGCUUUUCCUGAACAAUGGCAUGGAGCAGCCAACAUUCCCUCAGAGUCUUCCCCUGAGAUAUCAACCUGUAAUGCCAAUUUGGCAUUUUUAAGGCACACUUCCCAACUACCUCACAGUCACAGACAGCUGUUUGGAGACAUACAAAGAGAUCAAAUCCAUGAAAGUGAUCAUAUUUACUUUUCUGAAGACACACUUAAUUGGUCAAAUUUUGUUGAUCUGGACUGGCUGUCCUCAUCCGGGAAUUCAUUUGAAGAUGAGCCAUUUGAUAGGACAUUAGUGCUCACAAACUCCCCCAGCGCUGGGCAGUCGUCAGAUAGUUGCGUCACAAAUGGAAUGAUGACCAGGGAGCCAACCCCAACUGCGAGUGAAUAUGGAUCCAUGAGGGUGGGACCGGAGACUGAAAUGGAGUUAUCUGUUGCUAGUAGUUCACAGCAUCCCAGUGCGUUGGAGGACUACUCGGAUAGUUUUGUUCAUUGGGUAAACUAUGGAGAAACACUCUGCCAUUGA
Molecule: messenger RNA, 2532 nt
Organism: Linum trigynum
Lineage: Eukaryota; Viridiplantae; Streptophyta; Magnoliopsida; Malpighiales; Linaceae
Source: the annotation of a GenBank genome assembly